Molecule: messenger RNA, 3615 nt
Organism: Synchiropus splendidus (mandarinfish)
Lineage: Eukaryota; Metazoa; Chordata; Actinopteri; Syngnathiformes; Callionymidae
Product: homeobox protein Meis1
Exons: 11
Coding region: 640-1767 (375 amino acids)
Biological process (GO): positive regulation of transcription by RNA polymerase II; brain development; angiogenesis
Molecular function (GO): DNA-binding transcription activator activity, RNA polymerase II-specific; RNA polymerase II cis-regulatory region sequence-specific DNA binding
Source: RefSeq, a predicted model, not a curated record
UCCUCAGCUCAACACACACAUCCAUUGUGCACACAAACCGGGCUCUCACACUCUCUCUCGCGCGCGCGCACACACACGCGCACACACACACGCUUCACAUCCACACUGCGCGCAGCAUCGACCGUGGCUCCUUUAAGAAAAAGGCAGAAUUGUCACCCCACCUCCUCUUCUUCAUCUCCUCUUUUUGCAUAAGAAAAUCAAGCCGGGAAGAAGAGAGUGAUCACAGAAAAGGCAGAGGAGAAGCUGCUCGGCUUUUUAACUCCAUUAGCGCGGACCGGACCAUCCUUCAUCCGCUACUUUUGACUGACAGCAGGGGAGCCGACAUGAGCGCCGCCGCCUUGCUCUGAGGGACUAUUUUGCUUUGGUUUUCUUCCCCUCUGUAAGGACCGGGAGCGCGGUGCCACUUCUCCCGAGGAUCUUCCCCCGCCGCGCGGUGCUCAACCGGAGCGCGCACACACCGAGAGAGAGCGGGGCUGCUCUGCGGACGCGCUCGGAAAAAAGGCGGAUUUCUCUCUUCUUUUUUUUUUUUUUUUUUGCUUGAAACGUCCUGAUUCUUUUGGAAUUUCCUUUCUUGGUUUCCACGCUGGAAUCGCAGGAGAUUAAUCUCAAGUGAAAGGGACGACCAGGGAGUGCAGGGUUAUGGCGCAGCGGUACGAAGACCUGCCCCACUACGGGAUGGACGGGGUGGGCAUCCCGACCACCAUGUACGGAGACCCGCACGGAGCCCGCUCCAUGCAGGCGGUGCACCUCAACCAUGGACCCCAGCUCCACUCCCACCAGUACCCGCACACCGCCCACACCAACACCAUGCCUCCCAGCAUGGGCUCGUCGGUCAACGACGCUCUCAAGAGAGACAAAGACGCAAUAUACGGGCACCCCCUGUUCCCCUUGCUUGCACUGAUUUUCGAGAAAUGUGAAUUAGCGACGUGCACCCCCAGAGAGCCCGGGGUGGCGGGAGGAGACGUCUGUUCGUCGGAAUCGUUCAAUGAAGAUAUAGCUGUGUUUGCCAAACAGAUUCGGGCAGAGAAGCCUUUAUUCUCCUCGAACCCAGAGUUGGACAACCUGAUGAUUCAAGCCAUUCAAGUGUUACGAUUCCACCUGCUGGAGCUGGAGAAGGUACACGAGCUGUGUGAUAAUUUCUGUCAUCGGUACAUCAGCUGCUUGAAAGGAAAGAUGCCCAUCGACUUGGUGAUCGACGACAGAGAGGGAGGAUCCAAAUCAGACAGCGAGGAAAUCACGAGAUCUUCGGUGGCUCUAGAUCAGACGUCCUGGAACAGGGAUCACGACGACACGGCGUCCACGCGCUCCGGAGGCACGCCGGGACCGUCCAGCGGAGGACACACGUCGCACAGUGGAGACAACAGCAGCGAACAAGGUGACGGCCUGGACAACAGCGUGGCUUCACCGAGCACGGGAGACGAUGACGACCCCGACAAAGAAAAGAAACGCAACAAGAAGAGGGGGAUCUUCCCAAAAGUGGCCACCAACAUCAUGAGAGCGUGGCUCUUCCAGCACCUAACGCAUCCUUACCCUUCAGAGGAACAGAAGAAGCAGCUGGCGCAAGACACCGGCCUCACCAUCCUACAAGUCAACAACUGGUUCAUAAACGCCAGGAGGAGAAUAGUCCAGCCGAUGAUCGACCAGUCCAACCGAGCAGGCAAGUCUCCUCUUGUUGCCCUCCUCAGGUCUCAGUCCCCGGCUCCUGCUGCCGGCGAAUACUCCACUGAUACUGGAAUGUCUCGCAGCGCCGAAGCUUUUCCUGACUGAUACUCAGUUCUAAACAAAACAUUGACAGUCAGUCACUAAUGUGCUUUGAUGUGGGGAAAAAGAACUGUUAAUUGGGAAAUGAAACAGAAGCGAUUGAACCGGCGAACAAAACAGGCUGUGUUGGGGCUGAACCCCGCCGCCCUCCCCCACGGAGAACGACGCGGUUUCUUUUUUUGGGUGACCGUUGUUUGGCUUCUUGGCUCGACUCCCCGCCCUUGUUUUCUCAGUCCAACUUGUCCCCAUUUGUGGCUGUUUCAGGGAGCAGGCGGGGGGGUCCCCCUGGUGCACGGCUUGGUUUGGACUGCUGUAAACUUUAUUACCUGUAAUAGGGGUCAGAGGUCGGGGUGGCAUUAGGGGCGCAGUAAAGUUCAAAGGCAUUCAGUGGGGCCGGGGUCUCGCUUUGGCUCAGCUGACCCCCAAACGGCCUAAAUGGAAGACGAGGGGAUUUCUAGGGGAGCAAAACAAUGGAGGCAAAUAAGGAGCCGCUCAGGUUUCACGUAUCGUCAGCGCUCACUUAGAGCCGCUAUUUAUUAGACCAGGGAGUUCAAGGACUGUGCUGCAGAGUCCAUCAGGUGCUUCGGAAAAGUCUGUGACAUCUGCGAUAUGUUCACGUAGCAGUGUCCAGGAGCGCCUGAACACAUGAGCGCGUUUGUCUGUGAAGAAGAAGACGAAGUUACGACUUUGAAAUCAACACAGCAUGUGGCGGCUCGUCUCGUGGAAUCAAAGAUGGCGGAGGAUGUUUGCGUCGAGUGUUAAAAGUGCUUUAGCUUGUAGCAACUUUGGGCCCCUCCAGAGACCAAAAUGAAAGUCCAGUGCUGGACAGCUCAGAGACGUGAAUCUCGAAUUGCUUCAGACGGCUGUGAACACGGAUUCGAUGUGUGUUCAACAUCGCUGGGGGCUACUUCAUAAUCUGAUUUAUAUCCACUUGAGCUUUGUAUUCAUGCCUUCACAGUAACUGCUAUGACCUGCACCAGUGCUUCAAACUGCUGGAGUUAGAACUAGAGGAAGCCAGUGAGUGUGAUUAUCUACUGUGGAUUUAGUGGAAGUAGGAAGCAAUAUGAGCCUUUGUAAAUGACUCUUUGCAAAUCCAGUCUUGGAAAACGUUCCUGGGUGUGAUCUGGAAAACACACUUGAGUGGUGGAAACAUGUCAUACAGUCAAGAAGCUGCAAUGAAGGUCACGUCCAGAGACGUGUCAAUCAAGCCCAUGAUGUGUCCCAUAGAUGUUUGAUCUGUGGACAUUCACAGUUUGUUUUCCACCUCUCUCCACCUACGUUCAGUGUGUGAACAUCAUGCGUGCAACUUUUGCACUUCUCAGGUUUGUUUGACCUGAAACAGCCGCCAGAUAUGAAAAUAUCAGAACACAGUUAUUGGGGACAAAGGCGCCUCAGCUAGACGUCCCAAAAUAGUCCUUCCAGUUGGACGGAGUCCGGGUUUUAAACAAAAGUCCUUGUGUGCGUCUCUGUCGGGAAGAUCCCUAUUAGAGCAUGUGGGCGCAUUAAAGCCGACCAGGAGCUUACGGAGCCGCGCCGGCUCUGCAGACACGGAGCGACUGCCUGUGCGUGCACCCACCAGCAGAUGAUCCCACUCUGGCCACUGAGUCUUAAUUAAAAGCACUAAUUGACCACUCCCCCCCCCCCCCGACUCCGUCUCUGUCCACAGUAAGUCAAGGAGCGCCCUACAACCCAGAUGGCCAGCCCAUGGGGGGCUUCGUCAUGGACGGCCAGCAGCACAUGGGAAUCAGACCACCUGGUCCGAUGGGUGGCAUGGGCAUGAACAUGGGCAUGGAAGGUCAAUGGCACUACAUGUAGCCCCGCCCACAUCCGAGGGAUCGCAACACAAAGAGGAAU